Messenger RNA from Sphaeramia orbicularis (orbiculate cardinalfish), 1223 nucleotides. RefSeq names its product actin-related protein 2/3 complex subunit 5-like. Gene Ontology annotation, cellular component: actin cytoskeleton; Arp2/3 protein complex. Bases 111 to 563 code for a protein of 150 amino acids. Gene Ontology annotation, biological process: regulation of actin filament polymerization; Arp2/3 complex-mediated actin nucleation. The record is from RefSeq and is a predicted model, not a curated record. The transcript has 4 exons. NCBI's taxonomy places the organism in Eukaryota, Metazoa, Chordata, Actinopteri, Kurtiformes, Apogonidae.
GCGGAAAUCCGGAAGCGGUGAAAUCUGGACAGCACAGCAGGAAGAAUUUGCUGUCCAUAUCGCUUAGACUCUUUUUUUUAGGGUGAUAAAACCUUUACACAUUAUCCAACAUGUCGACAGCUGCACAUUCUGACAAGUUCAGGAAAGUAGACGUGGAUGAAUACGACGAGAACAAGUUUGUGGAUGAGGAAGAUGGAGGAGAUAACCAGGGUGGACCAGACGAAGCAGAAGUGGACGCUCUACUCAGACAGGGAAACCUGAAUGGAGCUCUUCUAGCUGUGCUCAAGGAUCCUCCUAUCACCACCAAGAACCAGAAUGUUAAGGAGCGAGCAGAGCUGCUGGUGGUCCGAGUGCUGAGCAGUUUUAAGAGCAGUGACAUUGAGAAGGCUGUGGGCUCACUGGAUAGAGCAGGAGUGGACCUGCUGAUGAAAUACAUUUACAGAGGCUUUGAGAAACCCUCUGACAACAGCAGUGCAGUACUGCUACAGUGGCACGAAAAGGCUCUUGCGGUGGGAGGGGUGGGCUCUAUAGUUCGAGUCCUGACUGCCAGGAAGACCGUCUGAUCGUACCGGUCCCCACAGACACCAGCUGUGACCCAAAACCACCGGAGCUGAUGACAGGGACGUGUCUCUUCAUGUUUAAUCCUCUUGGACAUGAUUCCCAUUUAUUUUUAUAUUGGAGCUGAGUGUCUUCCUGAUGCCAUUAUGUCCUUUUUUUCUGCAUUCAUUUUUCACUUCUCUGGGAUUUUCAUGCUCUGGCUGUAAGGCAGGGUGGUGCUGGCACCUCACUUCCUGUCUGUUUGCCAGCCGUGCAGAGAGAACACACACAUUUCAGAAGCUUCACCCACACAGACACACUCUUCUCCAAAGCAGCUCCUUUCAAACUGCUUCACUGAUGCCUCCGCUGGCUCAUUGUAUCCUCUCGCCUCCUCUGCUGUUUUCUUCUCCCUCCUCUGCCUCUGACUCAUUCAAGUUGAGGGAAUGGAAAGGUUUGUUCUUGAAUGGAGUGGUGACCCGUGCAGGGUGUGUCCCUGCCUUUUGCUUAAUGCAUGUUGGGAUCCCCCCCCACCCCCCCAUCAUUAUUUUUUUCAAUAUCUUUUUCUUUUUUUUUUUUUUUUACUUUCACCGACACCACAUUAUGUACAGCCUGACUUCUAGGGUGUACUGCUUAGAUUCUUUGUUUUUAUAUCUGAAAUAAAAAUCUCAAUAAUGCGCUGAACCUGA